AUGAAAAAAAUUUUAAAAGUUUUGGGGUCCGCCCCUGCAGAUAACUACACCUUGUUCAACUGUUCAGCUAAUUCCAAUGAGAAAACUUGCAAUGGCUUCAUCAAUGGCUUUCAAAUUAAAGCUAUUCCAUCUUCUUCCACGACGUAUGAUAACCGGUUAAAUUGCAGCAAGGUUGUUGACAUCUCAGCAAUUCCCGAAGGACUAAUCGAUGCACAGAAUCUUCGCUUAAAUUGGUCCAACCUGAUAUGCUUUAGGUGUGAAGCAGAAGGCAAAGGUUGUAGACUAAACAAUAAUACACAGGAUCCAACAGAGUGUUAUGACAUCCCCAAUCUCAAACUCCCCCUACAUAAAGGUGUAGUCUCAACUUCGUUUCUUCUUGCACUGAUUGUAAUUGCCCUUCACAAGUUGUACCAUUUACACAAAACAAAGAAAGAGAGCCAACUCAAGAUUGAAGAGUUUUGAAGAUACGCUUACGCUGAUAUUUAGAGAAUAACAAAUCAAUUCAAGAAGAAACUUGGAGAAGGAGGUUAUGGAACUGUGUUCAAAGGAAGACUUUCCAAUGAUGUUUUGGUAGCUGUUAAGGUCCUUAACAAUUUCAAAGGAAAUGGUGAAGAGUUCAUCAACGAAGUGGGCUCAAUGAGUAGAAUCCACCAUGUCAAUGUAGCUCGCUUGGUUGGAUUUUGCUCUGAUGGAUAUAAACGAGCUCUUGUUUAUGAGUAUUUGCCCAAUGAGUCAUUGGAGAGGUUCAUAUUUUCUACCAAGGCUGAGACUCAUUUCCUUGGUUGGGAUAAGCUUCAAGAUAUUGCUCUAGGCAUAGCCAAAGGGACUGAAUACCUUCAUCAAGGUUGUGAGCAACUAAUCCUCCAUUUUGACAUCAAACCUCACAAGAUUUUGUUAGACCACAACUUCACCCCUACGAUCUCUGACUUUGGUCUAGCUAAGCUGUGUUCCAAGGAGCAAAGUGCUGUUUCCAUGACAGCAGCCAGAGGAACCAUGGGUUACAUAGCACCUAAGGUAAUCUCUAGGAACUUUGGAAAUGUUUCAUAUAAAUCAGAUAUUUAUAGUUUUGGAAUGCAACGACUUGAAAUGGUUGGAGGGAGAAAAAACAUUGAUGUUACAGUGGAGAAAACAAGUCAGGUCUACUUCCCAGAAUGGGUGUAUAAUCAUUUGGACAAAGAAGAAGAGUUAGGAAUGAGAAUUGAAGAUGAAAGGCAAUCCUUGAUAGCAAGAAAACUUUCAAUUGUUGGACUAUGGUGCAUUCAAUGGUUUCCAGUAAAUCGUCCUUCAAUGAAAGCUGUUAUUCAAAUGUUGGAAGGUGAGGCAGACAGUCUCACUCUGCCGCCGAAUCCUUUUGCUUCCACAGAUUAUAUGAAGCUGGGUGGUUCCAAGUAUAAAAACCCUGUUGGUACAGAGCUAGCAAUUAUUGCCGAGUAGACAUAAUUCAGCUUGCAGCACUAAGUCUAGAAAAGAGUUAACUAUAUCUGGCUAAUGAAGCAAACUAGACGGACGCACAUGCAUUCUAUAAUCACAAUUGUGAGUUCAUUCACUUAAAUAAAUUUGCUGUGUUUGUACUAAACAUUGCUAAGGGCAAAUAAACACUUUCUAUGUCUUUCUUCUUUAAAA
This is a messenger RNA of Theobroma cacao (cacao), 1623 nucleotides long. NCBI's taxonomy places the organism in Eukaryota, Viridiplantae, Streptophyta, Magnoliopsida, Malvales, Malvaceae. The record is from RefSeq and is a predicted model, not a curated record.